AUGGAACAAAAACCGAAGCUUACAUUUGGGGAAAUAAAUUCUAAGAAUUUAGAGCAAUUUAAAAUCAUAACACAAAGACAUUACCAGUUUCUUAUAGCGAUAAGUUUUAUCAGAGGAUUCUCACUUAUUAAGACUUUUCUGCAUUAGCCUCAUUACAGGAUAUUUAUAAUGAUAUUGCAAAUAGAAGACCAGGAUGAGGUUAAAACCGCAUAUAUAAUGACAUUUGGUGUGCUAGAUGCAUAUCGUCGGUUGGGAUUUGGCUCACAGCUAUUAUAUGAACUCAUCAAUAGAAUUAACUCUUAUAAAGAGAUUAGAAGAAUCUAUCUACAUAUUUGGUCGAAUAAUGAUGUUGGUUUCUAAUUUUACUUAAGUCAUGGGUUUGAAAAGACCAAAUACAUGAAAAAUUAUUAUACGAACAUUGAGCCUCCUCAUUGUUAUAUCCUAACCAAAAGGCUAUAUCCUGAUGAGGAUCCUCCUAUUUAAUACAUAGAGUAGGAUUUCUAAAAUUGA
Paramecium tetraurelia is the source of this 510-nucleotide messenger RNA. RefSeq lists its product as uncharacterized. Gene Ontology annotation, molecular function: N-acetyltransferase activity. The record is from RefSeq and is a predicted model, not a curated record. Gene Ontology annotation, cellular component: NatA complex; cytoplasm. NCBI's taxonomy places the organism in Eukaryota, Ciliophora, Oligohymenophorea, Peniculida, Parameciidae. Gene Ontology annotation, biological process: mitotic sister chromatid cohesion. The transcript is spliced from 3 exons.